AUGAGCAGUGAUAAAAAAACAAUCGAUGAAGAAACUACACGUAUCAAACAAUUAUUACAAGAUCAAGAAAAAGAAAUCAAAGAGGCAAAGGACAAUUAUGAAAAGUUGCUCGACUUAUUUGAUAAUGUGAAAAAAAAUGUAGCUGAUGUUAUAAAAGAUAACUUACCUGAAAUCUUGAAGAAGGCACUCGAAGAUGCCAACAUCGAUGAUGAUGUGAAAGAUACUGUAAUUGAAAAAUCCGGAGAAGUGAUCACUAAAUUAAACGAAAAGGUUAAAGGUAUUGGAGUAGAAGAAGAAACAAACGUGUUAAAGAACAUUCAAAGAACUAAAUCUACAAACACAGAAAUUCCAGAAAACAUUGAAGAAAUCGUAAAAAAGAAAUCAUUUGAUCCUAUCAAUAAAAUCAAAGAUAAAAUUUUAGAAGCAUUAAGAGAUCAUGAAUUAGAUAAAGAUGAGAAAAAAGAUCUUUUGAAUAAUGACAAAUUUAAUCCUAUAUUUUGGAGAGAAAAAAAUUUCAACAAACAUUUUGGAGAAGCGUUAAAAGAUUCUGAUUAUGACCAACAAGAAAAAAAGGAACUCGAAAAUUUUUAUAAUUAUAAUGGUAAAGAUGACUACAUUAUUGUUCCACAUUUGUGGAGUAGAAAAAAUUAUGAUAAAUUUAUGAAUAGUAUAGAAGGUUUACAAAUACCUUUUUUUGAACUUAAAACAGCUUUUAAAGAUAUUAUUAACGUUAAUACACCAAUUUUUCCUGACAGAUUUUAUUCUGUUCAAAAAAAAAUGUCAUAUUCUGUUAAACAAAAAGUUGAGUUAGCAGCUGAAGCUGCACGCCUUGCACAACUUUUAGAAGACCAAGAAAGAGAACUCGAUGUAUGGAAAGACGUUUAUAACAAAUUAUUUGAUAAAAUAGGAAAAGUUAAAGAUGAUAUAACUAAAGCUGUAGAAGAAAAUCUACCUACUAUCUUAAACGACGCACUCAAAGAAGCUAAAAUUGGUGAUGAUAUUAAAAAAACAAUAAUUGAUGAAACAGCUAAAGUUAUUAGUGAGAUUGAUAAAAAUCAAGAAUAUGAUGAUUUACAAAAACAAAUCGAUGAUUUAAAAAAUACUAAAAGAGGUUGA
Messenger RNA from Scutellospora calospora, 1116 nucleotides. NCBI's taxonomy places the organism in Eukaryota, Fungi, Glomeromycota, Glomeromycetes, Diversisporales, Gigasporaceae. The record is from the annotation of a GenBank genome assembly.